Alnus glutinosa is the source of this 2940-nucleotide messenger RNA. RefSeq lists its product as uncharacterized. The coding region runs from base 1 to 2940 and encodes 979 amino acids. The record is from RefSeq and is a predicted model, not a curated record. NCBI's taxonomy places the organism in Eukaryota, Viridiplantae, Streptophyta, Magnoliopsida, Fagales, Betulaceae. Gene Ontology annotation, molecular function: zinc ion binding; nucleic acid binding. The transcript has a single exon.
AUGGCUGGUGGUCGUGGUCGUGGUGGUCGUCGUGGGCAGGUUCCGAAUGAGGAAGCUCUGCACCGUGAUCGUAGCGUUCAGGAUGUGAUGAUUGAAGAUUUGCAGAGGCAAGUUGCAGAAUUAACCCAGCGCCUUGCGGUGCAGGAAUUCGGCAAUCGUGAGAUGGAGAACUCCGAUUCCGAUUCCACCUUCGACAACCCGUAUCACAACCCCGUUCCAAACCGGGACCACCGUGGUCGGGAACGUCAUCAUGGAGCCCUCGGUUUCAAGGUAGACCUGCCCGAGUUUUCUGGCACGUUACAAGCUGAAGGUUUCGUCGAUUGGUUGAAUGAGAUAGAGUGGAUUUUUGAGUAUAAGGAAGUCCCUGAUCGCGACAAAGUGAAACUGGUCGCAAUCAAAUUAAAGGGUCGAGCAUCUGCGUGGUGGGAGCAGUUGAAGCGAUCCAGAGAGAGGCAAGGCAAGGCCAAGAUCACUGAUUGGGAGAAGAUGAAGAUCAAGAUGAAGAGUCACUUCCUCCCGUUCGGCUACACUCAAACCCUGUUUCAGCGACUUCACUCGUUGAGGCAAGGCAUGAGAUCGGUGGAUGAUUACACCGAGGAGUUCUAUCAGCUGAUCGCGCGGAAUGAUUUAUCUGAGACAGAAGAGCAGAUGGUGGCGCGGUAUUUGGGAGGAUUGCGACAGCCCCUACAAGAUGCCCUCAGCCUACACUCGCUGUGGACUGUUUCAGAGGCCUAUCAGCGUGCACUUGUUGCAGAGAAGCAGCAGAACAAGCGGCCUGUGAUUAGAAGCGAACAAAGCAACCGUCCGGUUCGGCCCCAAGAAUCCCGUCCUGUCCAGCCGCCAACACAGGGUAAUGGUAAUACUAACCCUAAUAUUAAAUGUUAUCGAUGUGGGGAACAGGGGCAUAGGGCAAGUGAAUGUAGGAAACCUGCCAGCCAGAAGGGCAAAAACCUCCUGCUUGAGGAAGACAUGGUAGAUUACACGUAUGAGGAGACUGGGGAUCCAUUGUAUGACGAAGAUGGGGAUGAAGAGGUGUUGUAUGGAGACGGCCAAGAGACUCUCGUCAUUCGUAAGAGUCUGCUGACUCCCAAGGGGGACUCUGGAGAUGAUUGGUUGAGAACCAAUAUUUUCCAUACCACCUGCACGGUGGCCGACAAAGUAUGUAAGAUGAUCAUUGAUAGUGGCAGUUGCGAGAACGUAGUGUCUGAUGAGGCUGUCCAGAAAUUGCAAUUGAAGACCGAACAUCAUCCUAAACCAUACAAGCUGUCAUGGCUCAGCAAAGGAAGUGAGGUAAAAGUAGAUAGACGAUGCCUAGUAUCUUUUUCUGUAGGCAAGAAGUAUUUUGACAAUGCUUGGUGUGAUGUAGUAGCUAUGGACGCUUGUCAUAUACUAUUAGGCAGACCUUGGCAGUACGAUCGCAAUGUGGUGCAUGAUGGCAGGAAGAAUACCUAUUCCCUUAGCAUCAAAGGGCAGAAGAUUGUGUUAGCACCUCGUCGGGAUGGAGCCAAUCCUACCCAGGUAGCCGAUAAUACUAACCUGCUUUCUUUGUCCAGGUUCUUAGUCGAAGUUGAGCGUGAAGACAAAAUUUAUGCGUUACUGCCUUGUGGGAAUAGUGUAGUGGACGAGGCGCCAGAAUUACCACCAGAAGUGCAGCGGCUGCUAUCAGAAUUUUCUGACCUCAUGCCAGAAGAUUUUCCUCCCGGACUACCACCGAUGCGAGACAUCCAGCAUCAGAUUGACCUGAUUCCUGGGUCGAUUUUGCCGAAUAGGCCAGCCUAUCGCCUCAGUCCCAAGGAAGCGGAAGAGUUGCAACGGCAAGUGGUAGAGUUGUUGGAGCGGGGCUACAUCCGUGAGAGUAUGAGUCCAUGUGCCGUUCCUGCCCUGUUGGUACCAAAGAAAGAUGGUUCAUGGCGCAUGUGCGUUGAUAGCAGAGCCAUCAACCGGAUCACCGUAAAAUACCGGUUCCCAAUUCCUCGCUUGGAUGAUAUGUUGGAUCAAUUAGCCGGUUCUCGGGUCUUCUCCAAAAUUGAUCUUAAAAGCGGCUACCACCAGAUUAGAAUAAGGCCUGGAGAUGAGUGGAAGACGGCGUUCAAGACGCAGCAUGGAUUGUACGAGUGGUUGGUGAUGCCUUUUGGGUUGUCCAAUGCACCCAGUACUUUUAUGAGGUUCAUGCAUCAGGUUCUGCGGCCUUUUAUGGGGAAGUUCGUCGUGGUGUACUUCGACGAUAUCCUCAUCUAUAGUCCCACUUGGACAUCACAUUUUGAGCACCUCCGUGCUGUUUUCAGUACGUUGAGAACAGAACGCCUCUUCGUUAAUCGGAAGAAGUGUUCUUUCUUCACUACUUCGGUAACCUUUCUUGGUUUUGUUGUAUCUACUGAUGGUGUCCAUGCAGAUCAAUCCAAGAUAGAUGCCGUUUUGGAGUGGCCCCAGCCAAAGACCCUACACGACGUGAGGAGUUUCCAUGGGUUGGCGUCCUUUUACCGCCGAUUCAUCAGGAAUUUCAGCACCCUGAUUGCUCCCAUCACAGAGUGCCUCAAGGGUCGUGAGUUCCAGUGGUCUGAGGAGGCAGAGAUCAGUUUCCAACUGGUCAAACAGAAGAUGACCGAGGCACCAGUUUUGGCACUCCCUGACUUUGAGAAGGUGUUCGAAUUAAACUGCGACGCAUCUGGAGUUGGCAUUGGAGGCGUCCUCAGUCAGGAGGGGCGUCCCAUAGCUUUUUUCAGUGAGAAGCUAUCAGGAUCAAAGAAGAAUUACUCCACCUACGACCUGGAGUUUUAUGCCAUCGUUCAGUCUCUGAAGCAUUGGCGUCACUAUCUAGUCCACAAGGAGUUUAUCCUUAUUACCGAUCAUGAGGCUCUGAAGUACAUCAAUGGUCAACACAAGCUGAGUAGGCGACACGCCAAGUGGUGGCAUACUUACAGGAAUUUACCUUUGCACUAA